AUGCGUUUUCUGAUUCUGUUUCAGCUGCUGGCGCUUCUCUCCACACAAUGGGGAACUAUAGCGAGCCAGCUUACUCCCUCUAAAGCGUCAGAAGCCCCUCUCUUUCUUGCUUCAUAUGGUGAAAUAGAUGAACAAGUAGCAAAUGUAGCACCGCCAGAUAAUCUCGUAGAAGCGCUGCUGCGAGCGGCGGCACACUACGACUCUCCAUGGAUGCGCUCAUCUCCUGAACCGGGACAGACCCUUGACGAAGACGGCAGCGGCAGCGACAUCAUAGAUGGCCGCCGCAGCAGCAGCAGCAGCACAGAUGAGCCCGGCAGCGGCGGCGGCAGCAGCACAGAUGGCCCCAGCAGCGGCACCGCAGCAACCGCAACUCAAGAGAGCAGCACGACAUCCUCCUCCUCUUCUGGUGCAGUUGUACCGACACUCAUGAAGAACGGCUCAUCGGGUUUGAAAUCGCUGCUUAGUGUGCUGUGGUCACCACAGCUGGAGAAACCCCCUAUAGAAAACGAUGACAGUGGAUUCGACUGA
This is a messenger RNA of Eimeria mitis, 528 nucleotides long. RefSeq lists its product as uncharacterized. NCBI's taxonomy places the organism in Eukaryota, Apicomplexa, Conoidasida, Eucoccidiorida, Eimeriidae. The record is from RefSeq and is a predicted model, not a curated record.